AUGCGGCAGUCCUCCGCCUCGUCUUCGUCACACAGAUGCGGGGCAUCCCCCACAGGUGCCUUGUGGGGGGUGUGUUGUCUGGCGAUUCUCUCCUUCCACAAAAGCAUUUUGGAUUCAAACUUUGUCGACAGCGCUCCAACCACAGGGAGGGCAGACUCUCCCCCCUCCCCCUCUCCUGCUCUCAUAUGCGCCGUGGAAUUGGAGGCCAGGUCCAUCGUCAAUGAGGCCCAGAAGAAGCACAGCGUGCGAAGAAGAUGCACUUUCCCGCACCUGUUGGGGCGGCCGUCGCACCACCUCUAUUCGAGCACCUUCCGCCCGCUUUCUCCCAGUGGCCGCGACCUGCGCUCAUGGCCCGCCUCCCGCACCGCGGGUUCAGAAGCACAUAGGGUAGAAAGUGUCAUUUACCUCAUUGCGCCUGCUGCGCCCUCGGCACCUGAUGUUGAGCGCAACUUCACUGCGCUGUGGCCAUUGAAUGUUUCAAGCACUGCGGCCGCCGUGCCUAAGCCACCGUGGAUUUUACACUAUGCACGGCAGAAGUGGCCAUUUGUGAAGAAGAAGCUGAAGCAAGCCACCAGACGGGAUAUAAGGGAGUGCUCCCCAAAAACGGUGUUUCCAGAACACGCGACAGGCGCGGGUGCGAACGAACAGCGCACCUCAAGUGAUGGCACUGCACACACCUGUGGCACGUAG
Trypanosoma conorhini is the source of this 690-nucleotide messenger RNA. RefSeq lists its product as uncharacterized. The record is from RefSeq and is a predicted model, not a curated record. The transcript has a single exon. Bases 1 to 690 code for a protein of 229 amino acids. NCBI's taxonomy places the organism in Eukaryota, Euglenozoa, Kinetoplastea, Trypanosomatida, Trypanosomatidae.